This is a messenger RNA of Prunus armeniaca (apricot), 441 nucleotides long. The record is from the annotation of a GenBank genome assembly. Lineage: Eukaryota; Viridiplantae; Streptophyta; Magnoliopsida; Rosales; Rosaceae.
AUGUUACAUGCUGAAGGCCAUGCCAAUACCGGGCCUCCUGGUAAUAUGUACAGCGGGCCACCUCAAAAGUUGGUUAUGCUUCAUCCAAGGCCAGUACGUUCCCUGUCCUCUAACACUACCGGUGGCGUUGUGUAUGUUACCGAAAAGUUAAGCCCUCGCUUAGCAAAAGAUCCUACAACAAAGGAGCUGUUUAUGAUUCUCCAUAACACUAGUUUUGCUUAUGAAAAGGAUCCAAUAAUUCCCCAGUCCCUCUUAGGUCACAAUUAUGUCAUUCCACCUCAAACUAAAGGAUUUCAAGUGUUCAAGCUUGAAGGUAACAACAAUGGUCCUGAGUGGGUAGAAGUUGAAGACCUCGGCGGUGAUAGGGAUAUUGUUCCUGAGCAAGGCAAGCAACAAGCUCAUCGCUGCUACAAGCCUCAGUCUCAGUUAUGGCGAUUAUAA